Messenger RNA from Funneliformis mosseae, 3648 nucleotides. NCBI's taxonomy places the organism in Eukaryota, Fungi, Glomeromycota, Glomeromycetes, Glomerales, Glomeraceae. The record is from the annotation of a GenBank genome assembly.
AUGUGCUUUGAUGGAAGGCAAAUUGGAAAGAAUACGUUGAAUGAAAAAAGUGAUAUUUAUAGCGUUGGUAUAUUAUUUUGGGAAUUAUCUAGUGGGAUAAAACCCUUUGCUAAAAAAGAAUAUGAUUUAUUUCUGGUUAUGGAGAUUGCAUGUGGAUCAAGAGAAUGCAUAGUGGAGGGUACACCCAAAGAAUAUUCUAAUCUUUACACAAAAUGUUGGGAUGAAGAUCAAGAUAUGAGACCAACUAUUCAAGAAGUCGUCACAAACUUAAAAUCAAUGAUAUCAUCACUAAAUGCAAAUAAUCAAAUGGAUUUAGAUUUAUCACCUAAGCAACAAACUAUUCAACAAUUUAAGUUAAAUCAUGGCUUAUUCUUGGACGGAUAUAGCAUGAAACAUAGUAAACAUGCUGUAGUAUCAGAUGAUGGUGAAUUGGAUAUAAGUUUGUAUAAUGGACAACCUUUAGUAUAUACAUUUAUCAAUGAUCACAAGUCUCGCACAAAUUUAUUGGCUAUUUAUCCUGACAAUAUUAAUAUUAACAAAGAUUUAAAGCCAUCAGAUAUAUGUAUACUUUUUCCGGUUGCAGAAAUUACAUAUAACGCCGAAUCAUUGAAGUCUUUUUUGAGCUUUAUGUAUGAUGAUGAUGAAAAGUUACAUGAGAUGUAUGGUCAUCUGUUUUCAAGAAAAGUUUUGGUUGGUGGUAAAUUAUUUAUCGAUGAUUUUAAGUCAGAUUCAACACAAAUUGAUGCUUAUAAAUCUCAUUUAACUUGGGCAUAUGAUUCAGCUAAAUACAAUAAAGAAAAUUCAUUUAUUACUAUAGAUUUUUUUCCGAAAAUAAGGACAUCAGAUGGGAAAGAGUUAAAUACUCUUGACAAAUUAGCCGUUUGGAUGGAUGAUUUAUAUCAAAAGAAUGUGGUUGAUAUAAUUUCUUACAAUAGUCUCAUUCCAAUUUCUGAUUUAAGAUCCAAUAAAUCAUUGGAAGAUACUUUAGUUGACAAGCAACCUGAAAUUGCUAAUUUUAAAGAGAAAUUAAGCUUGGAAGAGUGGAUUGAAGACUCUAUGUAUAUCAAGUUGACAAAAUGGGUUAAAGAUUUUCAUAUUCUUCAAGGCCUAUCAAUUAAUAAACAUUUUGAAUUAGAAAUUAGAAAGAGAAAAGCCAUUAAUCUCAUCAAGUUUCCUUUUGUAUAUGCAAGUGGUAAUGCUUAUUCGGAUUUGAAAGUGAUCAAACCAAAAACCAAUUUAGAAGAAUUUUUAAUAUCCAAUAAUAUUUAUUCGGCUAAUAAUUUAGGAUCUUUUCCGUUUAUGAAAAGUUGUAUUGAAUCUGAUGAUUUAAGUUAUUUAGGUUAUACACAUCUUCUGGUCAAAUGUGAAAAAUAUAGAAUUUUAUUGAAUGAGAAUGACAUUAAACCUUCAGAAGAAUUUAAACAAGCUAUAGAAACCGCGCUUGAUGAUAUGAAGCCAUUUGCAUGUUUGAAAGAUGUAUUUGACGAGUAUGGGCACUUUAUUCCGUUAAAUAUUGUAUUGGGAAAAUCUCUUAAAAAUAUUUUACCAAACACCGCCUCUCCCGAACUUUCCGAACAAGUUGAUUUAGGAUCACUAGAAUUUGGAUCCUUAAAAUCACAUUUAGAUAAAAUUAAAUUUUCAUAUCUUUUGACACAAAAAGGUAAUGUUAUUAAAAAAGAUGAAUUAUCUAAUUGGAUUCAAAAUACAAAUAAUUAUUUAGAAAUUAUUGAGUAUGAUAAAAUAAUUUCUUUAUAUAAAAUCCUCGGAGAAGUUCAACGGAAUAAAAUAGAUGUUAUAUUAAAUGAGCAAGAUAAUUUUAAAAUUAUAAUGACAGGGAUUGUGGAUUUGAAAGAUUUAAAUAUUAAUAAUACUGAGCAUUAUAAACGAAUCAAUAUAGAACCAUCGUUGGAAGAUGAAAAUUAUCAAGUUUUUGGAUCAAUUAUGUUUAAUAAUGGUUUAAAAUCGGAAAUUUUUGUUUCAUUUGGAUUAUGUGACUUUAAUGGAUUCUCUGUGAUGAUAAAAACUUUAAAAGAUCAAAAUAUUAAAAUUACAGAAUGUUCUAUUUUAUGGAUGAUUAUUGGAAAACCUUCGAAAUUAUCAGUAUUUAGUCCAAAGAAUCGAGAAUUACAGUUGGUUUAUUUUACAAAAUCUAUUACAUUACAACCCGAUCUUUAUUACUAUUCAGUUGAAACUUCUAACCAAUUAUCUCGAGGAUAUACUGUUUUUGUCAAUGCUUAUUUAUCAACAAAAUAUUAUGAGCCUAUAAAUAUAAAGCUGGAUAAAUGGUCAAAGAAUUAUAUUUAUUUUCAAAUAUGUACUAAUACAAAUCUUAAUCAUUCGAGUUUGGAUGACGCCGAUUGUAUGGAUUCCUUGACAAAGAUUGAUGUCCAAAUUUGUAUUUUAUCAUCAGAUUAUAAAACUUUGAACCUUGAUAUUGGUGGAAAUAAUUGUUGCUUAAACCUAAUCGGAUAUACAUUGGACGAAAGAAAUUUUAAUAAGAAAAAUGUAAAAGAACAACUUGACUUGAAAGAUGAAAGACAAAAUAUUAUUCAAGUAAUUUUAGAACGUAAUAUUGUUACAGAUACAGAAAGUAAUAAUGCAUAUGCUGAAAAUUUUGAUAAUGACGAAAAUAAAAUGCAAAUAAUAAAAAAUAGAAUAUGUUCCUAUUGCGACGAAGAACUUAUUGAAAAACAAUGUAAAAAAUGCGAUUCUCCAUAUCGAAUAAGCGAAGGAUGGACCAGUGGAGAUGUUCGUAUUGACACAUUUAUCAAAAAUACUAUGUAUAAAGCAAGGAAUGGAGGAAGAUGGCUUGAAUGGAUAUCAUUUGAUAGAUUUACUAACAUAGAAUUAUAUGAAGAUGGCUUUGAUAAAGUUUAUUUGGCGUUAUGGUUGGAUGGUAGAGAUAAUUACCUUGAGCAGAAUGGAAGUUUGAAAAAUGAACCACAACCUGUAAAAGUUUUCUUGAAACAAUUUAAUUUAUCAGCUGAUUGUUUAAAUGAGAUUAAAAACCAUUGGGAAUUCUUUAACAUAGAGUUUGCUAUUUCAUCAAAGUUUUAUGGAAUGUCUAAACAUCCGGAAACUCAAGAAUUUAUAAUGGUCACUCACUAUGGAAAUCAAAAAUCUUUGCGGACUUUAUUUGAAAAUGAUAAAAAUUUAUUAUGGAAACAAAAAAUUGAAAUAUUACGUGAUACUUCUAAAAAACUCAGGAACUUACAUACACCAGAAUUUGGAAAAGGAACUCCCAAAAUUUAUAAGGAUUUUGUUAAUCAAUGUAUAAAUGCUAAUCCAGACCAAAGGCCUACAGCAAAGAAUUUAUACAAGCAAUUUAAAGUUUGGUAUAAUUGUAUUAUAGGUCUUGCAGAAUAUAAAGAUUGUGGAGAAACGGUAAAAUCGGCAUUUAGUAACGCAGAUAAUUAUAAUGACGAUGGCGUUAAAGCUGAUGAUGAGAUAGUCAAAGUUAAUUACUUUAAAUCGCCAUUGAUGUCUUCGACAGCUAUAAGUUUCAAUAAUAGUAUGCAAUCAAUAAAUAGAGAUUCGAAGUAUCCUCGUACCAAAGUUAGCUUGGAUGAUUCAGUUAUGGAUGUCGAUGCAAACUCGACCCCGUCUCUAUCUCUAUAUCAUUCUUCUUGCCCUUCACCGUCAAAUCCC